Molecule: messenger RNA, 4001 nt
Organism: Tupaia belangeri chinensis (Chinese tree shrew)
Lineage: Eukaryota; Metazoa; Chordata; Mammalia; Scandentia; Tupaiidae
Gene: LHFPL4
Product: LHFPL tetraspan subfamily member 4
Exons: 3
Coding region: 17-760 (247 amino acids)
Biological process (GO): gamma-aminobutyric acid receptor clustering; sensory perception of sound
Cellular component (GO): postsynaptic membrane; inhibitory synapse; plasma membrane
Molecular function (GO): GABA receptor binding
Source: RefSeq, a predicted model, not a curated record
CCCCGCCCCCGGCACCAUGCUGCCCUCGCAGGAGGCCUCCAAGCUCUACCAUGAGCACUACAUGCGGAACUCGCGGGCCAUCGGCGUGCUGUGGGCCAUCUUCACCAUCUGCUUCGCCAUCAUCAACGUGGUGGUCUUCAUCCAGCCCUACUGGGUGGGCGACAGCGUGAGCACCCCCAAGCCUGGCUACUUCGGCCUCUUCCACUACUGCGUGGGCAGCGGGCUGGCGGGCCGCGAGCUCACCUGCCGGGGCUCCUUCACCGACUUCAGCACCAUCCCGUCCAGCGCCUUCAAGGCGGCCGCCUUCUUCGUGCUGCUCUCCAUGGUGCUGAUCCUCGGCUGCAUCACCUGCUUUGCGCUCUUCUUCUUCUGCAACACCGCCACGGUCUACAAGAUCUGCGCCUGGAUGCAGCUCUUGGCAGCUCUGUGCCUGGUCCUGGGCUGCAUGAUCUUCCCCGACGGCUGGGACGCCGAGACCAUCCGGGACAUGUGCGGGGCCAAGACGGGGAAGUACUCCCUGGGGGACUGUUCGGUGCGCUGGGCGUACAUCCUGGCCAUCAUCGGCAUCCUCAACGCCCUCAUCCUCUCCUUCCUCGCCUUCGUGCUGGGCAACCGGCAAACAGACCUGUUGCAGGAGGAGCUCAAACCGGAGAAUAAAGAUUUUGUGGGUUCUACAGUCAGCUCGGUGUUGAGGCCAGGGGGUGAUGUCUCCGGAUGGGGCGUCCUCCCCUGCCCUGUUGCUCACACGCAGGGACCCUGAAGGCCAGGAUCACAGCCCAGGAACUGACCUGACCUCAGCUUGUCCUGUCUCUGCCCUCUCAUCUCACCAUUCAAGCUCCGAGGGAAGACCCCGAUCUCACCGGCUUCUCAUUGCUGCGAGCUCCCGGCUUUGACGACAGGACGGGGCUGCAGUGCAGCCCGGAGGAAGGGCCUGGGAAGUUUUGAUUCUGGCUCCUCCCUCAGUUUGACCUCCGGAGCCUGAGUCCCCAUCCCUGGGCUUCCGCUCUCUAGAUUGGCCUGGACACCUGAGGACCCCAGGGGAAGGUGGCACUGUGUUCCACUCCCCAGGCUCCCUCCGUCUGGAGGGCAGGGCUGCCUGGCCGGGUCCUUGCCUCCUCUGGUCCUUUCCUCUUCCAGAAGUUUAUCAAGACACUGCCCCAGGGCAGGCCGGACUCUUUCCUACUUUUUGCCUACGAUGGUUCCACCAUGUCUGUCACAGAGCUCCAGGUGCCACCAGCCUCCCUGGGGCAUCCCCUGCCCUCCAUCCAGCCUGCUCCUAGCUUUUCCAAAGGAACCUGAGCUGCGUCCAGGGAGAAAGCACAGGGCCGCCCUCUCAGUUGCUGACUGGGGCCCUGUUCAGCCCAGAGUCUGGGCAAAGACUGGUGGACUCUGCAGGGGCAGGAGGAGGCACCUGGCCUGGGCAGCCCCUCACUAGCUGCUCAGCCUGGGCUGGCUUGGCCUCCUCUCUGUGGGGAUGUCUCACCGGUGACUGGACCCUUGACCUUGGCCUGUUUUGUACAGCACAGACUUCUAGGCCCUGUUGUCAGGGUUGGGGGCUCGGGAGGGGACCCCCAUGGUGGAGAAUUAGGGGAUGCAUCACCUCUUCUCCCCUUCUUGAACCCUCCUACCCCCUGAGCAUCCGGCAAGGGCAGAGAACUCUCACCUCUUUGAUACUUUUCUGCAUAACUUGAACUUGCAGGUCACCUCUGAACAGGGUACCCCUGUCCCCACCCCUAGGCCUUGUUACCUGUCCCGCCUCCCACUCCUCCUUGCCCACCUCUCGCCUUGCGAUAUGCCCAGGGUCUGCAGCCUGAUGGGCAGUGCCUCGAGCUGAGGCAUGAGUGUGUGUGCGCGCGCGUGUGCAUAUGUGUGUGCGUGUGUGUGUGCGUGUGUGUCAGAGGGCAAAUGAGAAAUCUCUCUGCCCGUUCUCCUGCCGUGGGGGCUUCGCCCUCCACCGUGGCAGGGAGCUCGGGAGGGAGGCUCCAAGUGUUGUCUGAACACCCCUCCUUGCCUAUGGGAUUGGCGCAGAGCCACGCGGCCUAGGUGUCUCCCCCGCUUGGGCUGAGGACGACCUAGUGGAGGGCAGCACGUGGGCCCCACAGCGCCGCCGCCUGGCGCCCGCGGGUACCGCAGUCGGGGAGCGGGCCGCCCCCUGCAGGCUCAACGGGGAAGCUCGGGCCGGAGCGCCUUGCGUGGGCCACCCUCCUGUUCAUUCGCGUUGGGCUUGGGCCUGGGCGUUAGGGUUUCCAAGAAAGGCCCUAGAAACCCGCAGCCUCCGUCAUUGGGGUCCUAGCCAGAAGCAGGCCGGGAUGGCCCCGACACUUGUAACUCAGAGUUCGAAGCCCGCCUCCUCUCCCCUCCCCUGUCCCAGGCCUCCUCCCUCGGGGUGGGGCUGCACAUUGGGGAGGGGAGGGAGCAGAGUGAGAUCCUCAAAGAUCCUGAAGCCCCACACUGGACAGGGAGGGCAGUGAGGAGAGGAGGGGGACGAGGAGAGAGGUGGACAGCCGGGUACAGCGGAGGAAGGAGACAGGGGACUGCGGUGGACCGACUCCCUGGGGGGAGGAGGGGAGAUGAUGGGAAGGAAAGCACUGGGGUAGAGAAGGGGCAGUGGGGUGAAGGGUUUGGGGGGACAAGCCUGGGAUGCAGGGAAAGACGAGGAGGAAGGAGACAGGGCGGUGGGGGCGGGGUGCCGCUGAACGUGCUGGGGAGGGGAAAGGAGAGGGCUUCUUCCCGCGGGGAUGUCCACCACCCUGGGGGCCACCGGCCUGUCCCCUGACCAACAGGCUGACACUGACCCCAUAGAGCCCAAGAACCUGCAGGCCUGGGGCCCCAGGACGGAGGCUCCUCCCAUUGUGGAGGGACAGGGAUGGGGGAGCCAUAGUGGGCAUGGGUUGGCGUCAGGCCGUAGAGGGACGCUAAUCCCUUUAGGGACGGUCAGAGCCCGUGUCCCGCCAUCCCCUGGCCAACUGCUGCCCUGGCUGAGCAACUCUGAGGUUAGGAAAGCAGGGUCGGGUGGGCCCAGGCCUGAGGGACCCCAGGGUGAUGCAGAGAAGGGACAGAGGUGGGUAACAGAUGCUUCGGCAGGGGCUCCAGGGCAGGCUUGAGGCCCUGUGGCUGUCUUGGGGCAGUGGAGACUUCCAGGAAGGGAGGGUGGGCAGCUGGCUUUCUUGGAGGCAGGGCAGUCCGGCUUUAGUCUUUGGCCAAGAGCAGAGAUGAGGUCGACAUUGUCCUGGCCCAGGAAGAUCUCUUGGGCCUACCCCGAGCCUUCUGUUUAGGUCCCUGAGCAAAGUCCUCUCCUGAGACAAGGUCGGGCACCUGGUGCCACCACUUUCUCUGCUCCAGUCCCGGGACUUUACGGAGGGGCCAAAGCAGCUACCACCUAGAGGCAGCUCAGUCUGUGGUCCCCAGAGCUGAUCAGUUAAGUCUUUCCUGGCCUUGGGGACCGUAUCUGUGAAGGAAGACUCCCUGAGGGGUGAGGACCCUGGGUAGAAACAAGGUCCUUCUCAGGCCCAGAGCAGCCAAGGUGAGAGCUUUUAGACAAGGCUGUAAGGGAGAUCUCCCGGCUGCUGGCGCUUCUUGCUCCGGCAGGGGGAGAUCGCCUUUCUUCAGCUCCCAGUGUAAACUGAGAAAGGAAAACCUCUUUGGAGAAGCUGGGAUCCUCCCAGGACAAGAAACUUCUACAGGCCCCUGCCUGGCUCAGGGCUAGCCUUCAGGUGGGACUGGAGUUUCCUGAGAAGGGGAACAAGGAAGCCACAGUCCUUCCCAGCGCUCUGGCCGGCAGACCUCCGAGGGCCUGUGCUGUGUGUUGUUAGGAUAGCUUGGUGUUGUCUACACCCCAUCAGUAAGUUCUGUCUGGAUGUGUCCUCGCUGUUCACUGUCCAUUUGGUAACAUUUAUUUUGGUCCUGACCCUUUCUGCUGCUGCUGGAUUUGAGCUUCAGUGCAGGUGGAAUGACGUUCAAAUAAAGAAACACUUUGUAUCACCCAUGCUGGCUGCUGCUUC